Serpula lacrymans var. lacrymans S7.9 is the source of this 999-nucleotide messenger RNA. RefSeq lists its product as uncharacterized. The record is from RefSeq and is a predicted model, not a curated record. The transcript has 6 exons. The coding region runs from base 1 to 999 and encodes 332 amino acids. NCBI's taxonomy places the organism in Eukaryota, Fungi, Basidiomycota, Agaricomycetes, Boletales, Serpulaceae.
AUGCGGCGAAAGAUCCUCGUUGCCGGCGCUACUGGAAAGCAAGGUCAUUCCUUAAUCCGAGCUCUACUCAAUCCUACAACGGCUGACUCCGAGAACCAAUAUCACAUAUAUGCACUUACUCGAAAGGCCUCCAGUCCGAGUGCCCAGCACAUCGCCGCAGAGAAUGAAGUAACAGUUGUUGAAGGUGACCUUGACAUUCCCGAAACAAUAACCAAGAUUUUCGAGCAAGCAAAACCUGAUGGGGGCAUCUGGGGUGUGUAUUCUGUGUUAGCUUUUCCUGGCCUUGGUGCUUCGGCUGAUGGUGAGGAGAGGCAAGGAAAGAUGCUUGCCGACAUUGCUCUCGAGUAUGGCGUCUCUGCCUACAUCUAUUCUUCAGCCAGAAGAGCCGGCCCCAAAUAUGAGAAUGAUCUCAAGCUUUCAGGCCUUGCGAAGGCACGUAUCGAGCAGCAUUGUAUGUCUUUAGGUGAGAAAGGUUUGCCAUGGACCAUCAUACGCCCAGUAAUCUUCAUGGAGAAUUUUGAUGGCUUUAUUGGGUCUAUUACAUUCUCUGUUUUGAAGACAGGUUUAAAACCGGACACAGAGGUUGCUCUUAUCUCUUCUGAAGACAUUGGCAAUGUUGCGGCUGGCGUUUUCAGAAAUCAUGAACAGUAUAUUCACAAGACACCCGUUCUCAGCUCUGAGUUCUCAACCAUAAGCCAGAUGGAAGAAUCCUACAAGCGCGCCAUGGGACGCUCGAUUCCAGCUGUGCCAAAAGUAUUUGCCUGGUUAAUCACCAAAGCUAACCGUGGAGCCCAAGACCUACUCAAAGACCUUGAACUCUCUCACACUGCCCGUAUGUCCGGCGACUACUCGGAGCUAGAUGAGGAAAUCAAGACUGCAAACUCAGCUUAUCCUAUGAAGACUUAUCAUGAUUGGCUAUUGCGAGAAAAAGAGCCGAAGGCGGCGAAUGGCGAAUGGAAUAAGGUAUCUAUCGGAAAGCUGUUGACGGGUCGUGUAUAA